Messenger RNA from Rodentolepis nana, 1044 nucleotides. The record is from the annotation of a GenBank genome assembly. NCBI's taxonomy places the organism in Eukaryota, Metazoa, Platyhelminthes, Cestoda, Cyclophyllidea, Hymenolepididae.
AUGAAUUCUAAAGUUCGUUCAUUGGCUCCGCCACCACCAAAUCGUCCAUUACCUCCCAUUCCAACCGCGGAACAGGAAGAAGCAGCCCAAAGAAAGGCUUCACCCACAAUUCUGACAAUUGGGAAUACUCAUAAUCAUCCCGUAAUAAUAUCACAAAGAAAAAAAUCUCAACCUAUGGAAGGUUCAAAAUCAAUCAAUCAGACUCCAAACAGAAAGUCACCUGCUAUACUCACUCCGAUUCUGAGUACUUCUCCUUUGACUGUUCAACAGAUUCCCACUCAAACGCAGACUAAUCGUCGUUCAGUUCCAAGAAUGGGCACAAAAAGCCAUCCACGUGGUGUUCAACAGCCCUCAGAUCCUGGUGAAAAUGGAAUUGAAUCCCGACUAUCUCCAAACGUUCCAGAAUUCUCUGUUCAUUCCACCUCUUCUUCGUCAUCCGGUUGCGAAGACUCUACACUUGGAUCUCGUAGAAUCAAUUCGGAAGAUUACAUGAAAAUCACCUCCGAUCCUUGCUUAUUUAAUGUGAAUCCCGGCUUCCAAAACCAAGAUUCUGAUGACGGUUAUACCUCCUUAAAUGCUCUGGAUAAUAUUAAGAAGCGGAAUCAGAAGUGUCUAACAAAAAAGAAGAGUUCCAUCUCAAAUGCUAGACGCCCGCUUUCUAAUUCCUCCUCAUCUAUUUCCUCCGCGACUUCAUUCGAUGAUGAAAGUACUCUGGUUUGCAUAAACGAAGAUUCCAAUGACUCCAGUAACCUACCAGCUGAUGGGAUGUAUCGACUGAAGGUCAAAUCAACUACAUCGCCUGUCAAUUCUGGCUCUCAAUUCCAUGGAAAUAAACGUCUGGUUCGGAAGUAUCGUGCUAAGCGGCGGGAAAUGGGCACACAUGAACCUCCCCUUCCUAAGACUGUGUCUCUAGACAGGGAUCACCGAAGGCGUAUCACUACCUCGAACUCUAGUACCUCACCGACCGCUGUUAACAAGGAAAAGACAAAGCAACAAAAUACUCGAGAUUCGCCUUGUCGGCUUGUCACUAUGCUAGUUGUCUAG